Apaloderma vittatum (bar-tailed trogon) is the source of this 1101-nucleotide messenger RNA. RefSeq names its product 5-hydroxytryptamine (serotonin) receptor 1F, G protein-coupled (gene HTR1F). The record is from RefSeq and is a predicted model, not a curated record. Bases 1 to 1101 code for a protein of 366 amino acids. Gene Ontology annotation, molecular function: G protein-coupled serotonin receptor activity. Gene Ontology annotation, cellular component: plasma membrane. NCBI's taxonomy places the organism in Eukaryota, Metazoa, Chordata, Aves, Trogoniformes, Trogonidae. The transcript has a single exon. Gene Ontology annotation, biological process: adenylate cyclase-activating adrenergic receptor signaling pathway.
AUGGAUUUAAUAAACUCAACUGAACAAAAUGGUACCUCAGAAGAACUGUUCAAAUGGGUGACAUCCAAGAUUCUCAUUUCCAUUACCCUGUCUGCGCUUGCACUAAUGACAACAGCCAUCAAUUCUCUUGUGAUGACUGCAAUAAUUGUGACAAGAAAGCUCCACCACCCCGCCAACUAUCUAAUCUGCUCUCUUGCAGUGACUGAUUUCCUUGUGGCAGUCCUAGUGAUGCCCUUCAGCAUUGUCUACAUCGUAAAGGAGACCUGGAUCAUGGGGCAAGUGGUGUGUGACAUUUGGCUGAGCGUGGACAUUAUGUGCUGCACAUGUUCCAUCUUGCAUCUCUCUGCCAUUGCUUUGGACCGGUACAGAGCAAUCACAGAUGCUGUGGAAUACGCGCGGAAAAGGACACCUAAACAUGCUGGCAUCAUGAUUGCAGUGGUAUGGAUCAUAUCCAUUUUUAUCUCCAUGCCACCUUUGUUUUGGCGGCACCAGACGACGAGCAGGGAUGAUGAAUGCAUCAUCAAACACGACCACAUUGUCUUCACCAUUUACUCUACAUUUGGAGCCUUCUAUAUCCCCCUGGCCUUGAUUCUGAUCCUUUAUUACAAGAUAUAUAAGGCAGCAAAGACCUUUCACAGAAGAAGCGUCAGUCGGAUUGUAAGGGAGGAGGUAAAUGGACAAGUCCUUUUGGACGCAGGUGAAAGAAGCACCAAAUCAACUUCAAUGCCCAGCACAGCGGAGAAGACAUCAGAUCCCCUGGUGAACUGCGAUAGAAUCAAUGUCAGCAUACGAAGCCCCAGGUCUGAAUCUAAACAUGAGAAAUCCUGGAAAAAACAGAGAAUCUCCAGCACAAGAGAGCGAAAGGCAGCAACUACACUGGGUCUGAUCUUGGGGGCAUUUGUGAUCUGCUGGCUCCCUUUUUUUGUAAAAGAAGUAGUUGUUAACACCUGUGAAAGAUGUCACAUCUCAGAAGACAUGUCUAACUUCCUAGCAUGGCUGGGAUAUAUAAAUUCCCUUAUUAACCCUCUAAUCUACACAAUCUUUAAUGAAGAUUUCAAGAAAGCCUUCCAGAAGCUUGUGAGGUGUAGGCAAUAUCUUUAA